AUAACUGCAGAAGCAGCAAUAUGGUGACUACCCACCCUAGUGAGGAGCGACCUGCGCCUUUGGACAGACGGCGAAGCCCGCCGUGUAAGCGGCAGCGCCCAGAGGACGUGACGCCCGAGGAACGGCCUGAGCCCCACGGCGGCGUCGAAGCCGGCCUCCAGCUUCGCGCGCCCGUCAAGAAAAGCAAGCCGCCCCCAGUGGGGCGUCUUUCUGGACGGGUCGGCUCCCCUCGCAGCUGCGAGUCUAUGCACCCUCUGGAUCGACAGACAUUCCGCGAUUACGGGCAAAGCUGGUACCGCUUCCGAAAAGAGCUGGAGAGCAAGUUCCAUCCGCUCGACCCGCUGGCCCAGCAGCCUCAAAUAACUGCAGAGGCCCGGUGCAAACUGAUCAGCUGGCUAAUUCCAGUGCAUAAACACUUCGGCUUCUCUUUUGAGUCCUUAUGCCUGGCAGUAAACACUCUUGACCGCUUCCUCACCACCACCCCAGUGGCUGCUGACUGCUUCCAACUCCUAGGGGUCACCUCCCUCUUCAUCUCUUGCAAACAGGUGGAAGUGCAUCCACCCAAGGUAAAACAGCUCUUGGCCCUUUGCUGUGACACUUUCUCUCGCCAACAGCUCUGUAACCUAGAGAGCAUCAUUCUAAACAAGCUUCACUUCAGUCUGGCAGCCCCCACCAUCAAUUUCUUUGUGGAACACUUCACUCAUAUGCGGAUGGAGGCUUGUGAAGCUGAUGCCUGGGAGGCCAACAAUGCCAAAGCUCUGGCCAAAGGUGUGGCUGAACUUAGUCUCGCUGACUAUGCUUUUAACAAAUAUAUGCCUUCCUUGCUGGCUGUUUGCUGUUUGGGGCUGGCCGAUCAGAUGUUGCAGCACGAAAAACCUCUGAACUUGCAAUUAAGUGACUAUCCAGAAGGAGUUUUACAGGAUUGCUUGAACAAACUGCAUUUACUGGUGUCUUUGAAUGAGGACUCUUUGCCUCUGAUACUACCCCCUGAGAUUUCAGAUCAAUGUCUGCACUUAGAAAAAUAGAUAACCAAACAAAAAUACUUGAAAUGCUGUUUGUGACCAUGCAUUUGGAAGUUUGUCCAAUUUUUCCAAUGCAAGUGUGGAAGGACCAUAGAUAGUUGCAAUACCUCUAAAAUAACAGUAUUCUCUUUGUACUUUUGUUCAGUAGGCUCUUCAAAAAGUUUUACAUGAUAUUUAU
Messenger RNA from Rhineura floridana, 1200 nucleotides. RefSeq names its product cyclin O (gene CCNO). Gene Ontology annotation, cellular component: cytoplasm; nucleus; cyclin-dependent protein kinase holoenzyme complex. The record is from RefSeq and is a predicted model, not a curated record. NCBI's taxonomy places the organism in Eukaryota, Metazoa, Chordata, Lepidosauria, Squamata, Rhineuridae. The coding region runs from base 21 to 1025 and encodes 334 amino acids. The transcript has 3 exons. Gene Ontology annotation, biological process: mitotic cell cycle phase transition; regulation of cyclin-dependent protein serine/threonine kinase activity. Gene Ontology annotation, molecular function: cyclin-dependent protein serine/threonine kinase regulator activity.